CAGUGAUCCAAAAAUUACUCCUAUUGUGCCUGAUUAAUUAAACCUUGGUUUUUAUAUAAAAAUGUGUCCCCUAUAAUCUUCUAUCGAUUGCUGAAAACCGCAGGUCUCUAACUUGUUCCUAUCGAAAGUUAUUCAAAAACAUCCGACUGCCCUGACUUCUGGCGCCGAUAUUAGUAAUAGUGGCAGUCAUUCGAUAAAAAUAUCAUUGAUGACUAUAUAACUCUAUUGAGGGAACAAUAUUGUGCAUUUUCAAGGGCUCCACGAAAUAUUGAUUUCAUUUUUUUUCUAAUUCAUACUAGUUCAUAAGAAAAAGAGAGAACGCUAAGAAGAAAUGAUCUUUUUCUGACCUCGAUAGACGGGGAUGGAUUUUCUUUUGUCAGGCACAUUGGCUAUCUCCGUCUCUGUUGUUCCUCAUUGAUCAUUUCUCUUCGUUCAGCAAAGAAUUUGAGUGGGGAUAAGCUUAUAGUAAAAAAUUCAUAACCUUGUUGGAUGGAUAGCCGUCAAGGACAAAGAACAGAAACAUGUGCCGACAAUUAGACUAAUGCAGAAAUGGACGAAGAAGUCGGUGACAGACUAUUACGAUGAAGCAAAAGAAAAAAUAAAAUAAAACAAUAUUUCGAAAUUCUGAUAGUCAUCAUCGUCCAUCCUCAAAUUUCAGGGAUUCUUCGGUUAGUCCAUGUAUUCUGAUCCUGUAGAAUCCAGCCACAUCGUGUCUCACUCGUAUUUAGUUAUUCACCCUUCCGGACAAAAUCACCUUUUUUUAAAUCUCUGUUCUCUCUCUUUCCUAUGUCUUUUUCUGUCUCUUAUUGUGACCGUUUUUUUUCUAUUUUAAGUACCAUUACGAGCACCUGGCAUUAACAUUCAUCCAAAUGCUCGAUGGCAACAGAAUGGUCUCACUGUGGCUGGAGGAUUUGGAGGACGGAAUGGAAACAAUCAACUCUCAUAUCCAUACGGUUUAUAUAUUGAUGAUGAUCAAACAAUUUAUGUCGCUGAUACGUAUCAUCACCGUAUUAUGGAAUGGAAAUAUGGUGCAACGAGUGGUCAAGUCGUUGCGGGUGGAAAUGGAGCAGGAAAUGGGACUCAUCACGAUUGGGUGAAUCAAAGAGUAGUUCGAUGGCCUCGUCGAAAUGGCGCUCGUGGAGAAACGAUAAUCUCGAACAUCGAUUGUCGAGUGAGACGAUAUCGAAUUGAUGAUACUGAAGGAAUAGUAGUUGCAGGUGGAAAUGGAUGUGGAAAGCAUCUCGAUCAACUCUGUAACCCAGAAUGCGUAUGUGUUGAUCGAGAUCAUUCAGUGUAUGUGUCUGAAUGGGGAAAUCGGCGUGUGAUGAAAUGGAAAGAAGGUGCAAAAGAAGGCAUUGUUGUUGCCGGUGGACAAGGUUCAGAAAAUAGUCUUAAACAAUUGAAUGGUCCUAAUGGAGUUGUUGUCGAUCAAUCAGGCACUGUCUAUGUGGCUGAUGAAGGGAAUCAUCGAAUUAUGCGUUGGCCAAAAGGAGCCACACAGGGAAGUGUAAUUGCUGGUGACAACGGUCCAGGAACAGAGCCGAAUCAAUAUAAUUUUCCCUAUGGUUUAUUAUUCGAUCGGCAUGGCAAUCUCUAUGUCUCUGAUAACGAAAAUCAUCGGAUACAAAAAUUUAAUAUUGAACAGACAACAACAAAUUAA
Rotaria sp. Silwood1 is the source of this 1660-nucleotide messenger RNA. Lineage: Eukaryota; Metazoa; Rotifera; Eurotatoria; Philodinida; Philodinidae. The record is from the annotation of a GenBank genome assembly.